ACAGAUGUGCCUGCGGCCAUUACUAAUUUAAAAAAACUCAAAGAUCAAACUCCUGAAAAGAAGAAAGAAGAGAGUUUUAAAGAGGUUUUAAAUAGUGAUUCUACGGUUAAAAAUGUAAUUGAAACCCUUAUUAAUAAUGCUCCUGAUUUAGAACCAGAGGAAAAAACCGAGGCCAAAACUGAACUGGUUCCAAUAAUUUUGGUAGCUAAUACUUUAAAAAAUGAUGCUGAUCAAGAAAAGCAAAAAAUAGGUAAUUUAAUGAAAAAAUAUAAUGAAUUUGCUUAUAAAAGUAAUGAAAACUUGAAAGAUAUGAAUAAAACGGAGGAAUUACAAGCACAGUUAAAAGAUUUGGAAAAAUAUGUUAAGGAUUCAGGUGAAAAACAUACAGAAUUUACUAAAUUAAAGCCUGCUGAGCAAGAAGCGGUUAUCAAAUUAGUUAGUAGAAUAGAAGCUAGAAUAAGUAUGAUGAUUAGAGUUCAAACUGUUGAAACUACCCCAUUACCAGAUAUAUCCUAUCUUGUUAUAUUUGGGAUUAUUACUUUAAUAAUGGUUUUAGGAGGAGCAAUAUUUUACUUCGUGCAAGGUGUGUACGGAAAAGAAUCAGAAAUUAAGUAG
Molecule: messenger RNA, 615 nt
Organism: Ambispora leptoticha
Lineage: Eukaryota; Fungi; Glomeromycota; Glomeromycetes; Archaeosporales; Ambisporaceae
Source: the annotation of a GenBank genome assembly